Symbiodinium natans is the source of this 2031-nucleotide messenger RNA. The record is from the annotation of a GenBank genome assembly. NCBI's taxonomy places the organism in Eukaryota, Dinophyceae, Suessiales, Symbiodiniaceae.
AUGCUUCAGCUCCCGGGGCUUCUCACGGCCAGACUCAGACGCGUGGCUGCCACCGAGGGCGCCGACGCUGCGACCGAGGCUCUCCUGGCCGUUCGGGAGGACGCAGUGCAACCGAACGUUAUUCAUCUCAACGCCCUCAUGGAUGCUGCGCGGAAGACCGGGAGGUGGCAAGCCGCCAUCGGCCUUGCCCAGAGGAGCCAGAGCUGGGGAAUCACAGCAGACACAGUGAGUUGCAACAUCCUCCUUUCCUCCUCGCCCUCCUGGGUCGGUGCUCUGGACCACCUGGCGAGGGCACUUCCGAGCCUGCGGCCCUCGGAAGCCACCUCCGUGGCAGCUUCCGGUGCCAUGGCGCAGGGGUGGGCGGAGGCCUUCCAUCUCCUGGGCUUCCUGGAACGCCUGCGCCUGGAGCCGAGCACAGCCGGCUACAACGCCGCCAUUUUGGGAAGCCCCUGGCAGCGUGCGCUGGCGACACUGGCCUGCGGCAGGAGCGGUGUCUGCCUGGACCAAGUUGGGUUCACUUCUGUGGCCAAAGCAGCGGAGGAGGAUCAAACGUUCUGGGCAGUGGCACUGGACCAGCUUCGGCAGCCAUGCACUUCGAAUUCUAGGCUUCCCGACCCUGCGAGCAUCACCACGGCAUUGUCCAGUUGCAACCAGGCUCAACAGUGGCAGUGGGGGCUACUGCUGCACGAAGGCAGUCAGGCUGCUUGGAAUGAGUACUGCUACAAUGCCGCGAUGAAAGGCUGCCAGGGAAGGUGGAAAUUCGUGGUCGCGCUGUUGGGGCAGAUGCGAGAGAGCCGGGUCGCCCCCGACUGCGCCUCCACCAGCAUCGUGGCGACUUCGCUGGUGCAGGCAAGCCUUUGGCACCUGGCCCUCUGCAUGCUGCAGCGCCCCUGGCCGGUCUCAUCCGUCACCUACCACACUACUAUGCAUGCGCUGGGCGAGAAUUCAUCGUGGGAAUGGGCGCUUCUUCUCCUGCGCAGAUUGCUUCGCCGGAGCCUCCGAGCAUCGGAGAUGAGCUUUAGCGUUGCAAUCGACGCCUGCCAGCAGGGUAUGUUUUGGCAGGGAGCCUCUGCCUUGGUCUACCAGGCGAUGUGCACCGUGGGGCGUGCGAGCACAAUCACCUGGAACCCGGCACUGAGGACGUACGAGAAGUACGGCAUCUGGCAGGAGUGCCUCUCAGCUUCCGCGAACCUGCGCGGCCCGGACAACUCCCUGGUUUUUGCGGCCGGCGCCUGCUCCCGGGCAUCGGAGUGGGCUGCAGGGCUCUCCUUGGCCGCGGAGGGAGGUCAACGGAGCCGGAGCCCGGGCCACGAGAGCCAAGGCCAGAUUUCCAGUCCCUGGCAGCGGAUGGCGAAUCUCUUGGGCUGCCAAGGUCUCCUGGUGGCUUUGCCACCGCCUCCCCGGUCUCUGUGGCAGUGUGCCAUGGAGGCCCUGCAAGCCGGCGGGCGGCGAUCCGUCGAACUGGACCAGGUGGACUUCAACGCCGCCGCUGCUUCCGAGCAGAGGGUGCCUCGGUGGAUGCAUGUCUUUUGCCUGCUGGCCCAGGCCACGCGGCAGGCGAGGCCUGACUGCAUUACCUUCAGCGCCUCCAUCAGUGUCUUGGAGAAGGCCCUACGUUGGAAGAAGGCCUCGGAAGUCUACGCAGGCCUCUGGAACCGGGGCGUGAAGCCCGCAGGGGUGACUUUCAACGCUGCGGCCAGCGUGCUGGUGAAGGCUCGGCGCUGGCAACAGGCCAUGCUGCUACUCACAACCAUGGAGGUCAACACAGUUUCGGCUGACAGCAUCUUCUUUGGGGUGCUGCUGAAAUCCUCGGCCUUCACAGCCCUCACGCCUGUAGGUAAAACUUGGGCACAGAUGCAGAAGCGUCGUGUUGCCCCUGAUGCCGUUGCCUGUGGUUCGGCCCUGGAGGGCUUCGUGCUGGAGAGGAAGGCCAGCGACAGCGCCAGCACCCUACCGAGAUUGCAGGACUUGGGCAUUGCAGUUCUGCGCGCGGCACAGCUGCCGCAAGGGACCCGCAGAAACUCCGUUUGA